Penicillium arizonense is the source of this 1569-nucleotide messenger RNA. Its product is annotated as SH3 domain protein. Gene Ontology annotation, molecular function: protein binding. Bases 1 to 1569 code for a protein of 522 amino acids. The transcript is spliced from 3 exons. Lineage: Eukaryota; Fungi; Ascomycota; Eurotiomycetes; Eurotiales; Aspergillaceae. The record is from RefSeq and is a predicted model, not a curated record.
AUGUCAGACUCUUGUAUCUCCCUCUCGGGGUCAAGCGCCUGUCCUGCCUGGGCCAGCUCGUCCAUUUCCACCAAUUCCAGCCUAUACGGGAGCUUUCCAUUCCUCAAAGGUGUAUCGAACCUGACCGAGUUCGAUGAUUCAUUAAAAGACUAUGUUAAGGGGUCAUAUGUCUCAUUAAAAUAUGACGAGUUGUUGGGCUGCAAAGGCCUCAACACUAGCGCAUCAAGCGACUACUAUGCCCAAUACACAACUAGUGUGAUGUGCAGCAGUGUCAUCCAGAGUUCCAUAUCCGACUGUGGUCUAUCAACCGAUGAUGCGCUCCCAAUCUGUGUCGACACAUGUGCGCUUUGGGCGCGAAGCGAGGAGGAGACUAUGGUCAACACCGAUCUAUGCACCGGCACCGACAAGGACUAUACGAGCCAAAUCUACUCCGACUUGAUUAUCUGCGAACAACCAUACAAAGCCCUUUCUGGAAGCUGCAUCGAAGGAGCCGCGAACGAGCCCGACAACUGUGGAUUUGCGUCGAACACCAUUGGACUCUGCACCUACUGCGCGGGUGGAACCGAUACCUGCUGCACAUCAUCCAAUGCCACGAGCCGCUGUAAUGGGGUUACGAUACCUACUUCGACUCUGCCACCACUUACUUCGUCUUCUGCCGCGGCUGCAGGUGGUCACCAUGGAUUGUCUGGUGGUGCAAUUGCUGGAAUUGUGAUUGGUUCCGUUGCAGGAGCUGCCAUUCUCGCCGCUCUGAUCGCCUUCCUUUGUAUCUUCAUGCGCCGCCGCCGCAGGAACACUCCGAACGAAGCUGGAUUGAACCAACCCAACCCGCAACGCAAGGGAGGAUCGCCAUCAAUGCAACAGGCUGGGAGCCCGACCGGAUAUAAUAUGAUUCCAGGGGGUCGAGUCACACGCAUGUCUGCCUUGCGCGAAAUGCCCAGCUCCUCCUCGCCUGCCUAUUCACGGACUUCUGCGGCGAUGUACAGCGGUGCCAAGUAUAGUGAUACAUCGGAUUCAGAGGCCAUGGGUGCCAGUCCUGGAGCCAUGUCCAAGAAGAUCCCUCCUGUGACUGGCAAGCGUCUUGGCUCGCUUUCGAGCAGCUCUGUUCUGGCUGGACUAGAAAGCGACAGCUCGCCUCGCUCCGGUACUAAUACCACUUACCAAUACUCUUCCCCUGAAGGAGUGACCAGCGGUCAAUCAGAGCAGCUGUCAUACUUCCGCGAUUACUACUCGCAAGAUGACAUCCACGCCGGAGACAAGGUAGCCGUUCUCUGGGCCUACUCCCCCAGAGCAGGCGACGAGUUCGAACUCGAUCGCGGUGAGAUCCUCAAGGUGAUUGGUAUCUGGGACGAUGGCUGGGCGACAGGUGUGCGUCUUCCCGAGCGAGCCGAGGACCACGACAUCAGCCACCGCGAGCAACGAGACAGUGGAGUCUCGAAUGGCUCUCACCUGCCUGCCGGCUCGUCCCCUACGCCAUCAGGCGAGAUCAAGGCCUUCCCCUUGGUCUGUAUCUGUCUCCCGCAGCACUGGCGCAAGAUCAUCGACGGUGGCCAGGAAGACGAUGUAGUCUGA